Messenger RNA from Eutrema salsugineum, 1678 nucleotides. Its product is annotated as eukaryotic initiation factor 4A-III homolog. The record is from RefSeq and is a predicted model, not a curated record. Gene Ontology annotation, molecular function: mRNA binding; ATP binding; RNA helicase activity. The coding region runs from base 108 to 1343 and encodes 411 amino acids. Gene Ontology annotation, cellular component: nucleolus; catalytic step 2 spliceosome. NCBI's taxonomy places the organism in Eukaryota, Viridiplantae, Streptophyta, Magnoliopsida, Brassicales, Brassicaceae. The transcript is spliced from 7 exons.
CUUAUCUCAGACAGCACAUCCUCGAGAAAAGCCAAAUCGUGGAAAAAACGAUCGAAAACCCUAGGAGAGAGAAAAAAAUCCAGAAGGAGAUUAAGUUAAAGAGAGUUAUGGCGGAAGCGAGCAUGUCGAAUCCUGGCCGUGGAGGCGGUAGGAGAGGCGGCGGACCAAUGGAUGACGACAAGCUGGUCUUCGAGACUACCGAAGGGAUCGAGCCCAUCACCAGUUUCAAUGAUAUGGGGAUUAAAGAGGAUGUGCUUCGCGGCGUCUACGAGUUCGGUUUCGAGAAGCCAUCUGCGAUUCAGCAGAGAGCGGUGAUGCCGAUUCUCCAAGGGCGCGAUGUUAUUGCUCAAGCUCAGUCCGGUACCGGAAAAACCUCUAUGAUUGCUCUCUCCGUCUGCCAAAUCGUUGACACGUCGACUAGAGAGGUUCAGGCCUUAAUAUUAUCACCAACGAGAGAGCUGGCUUCACAAACAGAGAAGUCGAUACAAGCUAUUGGACUACACGCCAGUAUCCAAGCACAUGCAUGCAUCGGUGGGAAGAGCGUUGGAGAAGACAUCAGGAAGCUGGAGCAUGGUGUCCAUGUUGUGUCUGGGACACCUGGCCGUGUCUGUGAUAUGAUAAAGAGGAGAAGUCUACGUACCAGAGCUAUUAAACUUUUGAUUCUUGAUGAAUCGGAUGAAAUGCUGAGCAGAGGGUUCAAGGACCAAAUCUAUGAUGUUUACAGAUAUCUCCCACCCGAUCUACAGGUCUGCUUGGUUUCUGCAACUCUUCCUCACGAGAUUUUGGAGAUGACAUCCAAGUUUAUGACGGAUCCAGUGAAGAUACUUGUGAAGCGUGAUGAGUUGACUCUGGAAGGCAUUAAACAAUUUUUCGUUGCUGUUGAGAAGGAGGAUUGGAAAUUUGAUACACUCUGUGAUCUUUAUGACACACUUACUAUUACUCAAGCUGUUAUCUUCUGCAACACAAAACGAAAGGUGGAUUGGUUAAGUGAGAAGAUGAGGAGUAAUAACUUUACAGUCUCAUCAAUGCACGGCGACAUGCCUCAGAAGGAGAGAGAUGAGAUCAUGAACCAGUUUCGGUCAGGCGACAGUCGUGUUUUGAUCACGACAGAUGUAUGGGCACGUGGGAUUGAUGUGCAGCAAGUUUCUCUUGUCAUCAAUUAUGAUCUCCCCAACAACCGUGAGCUCUACAUUCAUCGUAUUGGACGGUCUGGUCGUUUCGGGCGUAAGGGUGUUGCGAUCAACUUUGGUAAAAGCGACGACAUCAAGAUCCUCCGGGACAUUGAGCAGUACUACAGUACCCAGAUUGACGAGAUGCCAAUGAAUGUAGCUGAUCUUAUCUAAAAGACCUUGUCUGAGAUUUUUUUUUUUUGUGAUGGUGUUUGUGCUUUUUCAGUGGGAAGUGUCUGAAUGAUGAAGUAUUGUUCAGAGCUUGUGUCAGACAGAUAAUUGCACUAUCUUAUGAAUGCUUCACUCUCCAUUACCUACCCGCUUUGAUGUUUCUUUGGAGCUUUUGAACACUUCAAAUCACUUGUGGUAAAUGUUUAAUGACGAGAAACGAUUUGGUCUUAUUUUUCUCGUAAUUUAUUUUAGGUUUUGAUCGUGUGUUAAAAAAUUUCAGCUAUUAUUACUUGUAAGACUUGUGGGUAGUAAAACAUCGAUUUUGUUUGCAAAAGCAA